AGCUUUCACUAAAGUUUUUAAACGGGGUCUGCAAAUUGCAGGCAGGGUGUGAGCUUUUUAGCAUGUGGGCACUCGGUUGGUACUUCCAUCAACCAUUUCUUCAGGCUCAUUCACCAAAGUCAAAUUUUGGGAUCACAGCGCCAGCAUAUUUGGAGCAGGUAUAGUCUGCUGUUGGAAGGGUUGUCUUUCCACUCUCUCUGGCCUGCUAGCAAAGGACUGAGUGACAAAACCUGCUUCAAAGUUCAACAAAGCCAAUCACCUUUGCGCUGGUAGUGCACAGAACAGAUUAUGGAAAAAGAUACCAAGAAGGAGAAAGCGGCAACACCAGAGCUGAGCUCCAGCUCUCUGAAGGAGGAUGGGCACUUUUUUGACUUUGUGCCCUUUUACAAGCAACCGCAGUUCUGUGACCGGACUAUCCGGUUGGAAAUUCUGGAUGAUAGCCCGUCAGGAAACCGAGGAGGGGCUGAAGCCAGCAGACCUGCCCGGGAGAACACGGCAAAGGGAAAUGACAAAGCUGAGGGCCUUGACGGAGGGGAAAUCGACCCAGGCAAUGCUGCAGAUGAAUCCACGGAAACCCACUGCUCUCAAGAGGAGCUGCCGGCAACGGAAGAAGGGAGGGUUUCAGGCAGAAAGCGGGCCAGAGAAGAAGGGGACGAGCCAGGCAGGGACACGAGAUCGGAAUUGGCGGGUGAGGAUGCUGGUUCAGCUUCAGAGCGCCUGGACGAAAAGAGUAAGGGAGCCCAGGCUGCUGAUGGGAGUGACAAAGGCCUCGUAAGCAACGUCGCGGGCAGAACAGGGGAAGCAGAGAAGUCCGGUGAUGAAAUUGACGCCGGCCUGCAAAGGGCAGAAAAUCCCGAAGUGGCAGAAGAGCGGAGUAAGCAAGAAGCGGCGUCUUCCAGUGGUGCCGUAGACAAGGACGGACCAGAGAGCUCCAGGGGAGCGGAGGGGCCGGAGGAGAUCCCCAUUUCUUCGAUUGUUGUCGCCGCGAAGAGCCGCGUACUACGGGCGAUGCUGUCGAGCGACAUGAGGGAGGGCCAGAAGGAUGCGGCGAUUGUGGUUAAGGUCACCCGGCAAGAGAAGCGAGCUUUCAAGGAGAUGAUCGACUUCUUCUACAACGGAACCCUCUCAAAGCGCCUCCUCGACGAGGACUCUUCGACGCCGGAGCUUAUCGCAACGCUGCUUUUGGGCGACAAGUUCGAAGCGCACUCGUUCAUGGGGGCGGUCCUCGACGUUCUGCAAGAUAAGGUGGAAGACGGGGAAGACGCAGAUUUAGAAACGAUCGCCCUUCACAUCCCGGAAUUGCUGCAUCAAAGGACGGAGGUGCGGGAACUGGUAGAGAGUGCGGGGGAGGCGCUCGUCGCGAGCUUUCGGAACGUGAGCAACUGGCGGGUUUCGUUUCGCUUCUACGCGCUGGGCGAGAGCGCGAUCGAGUUUCUGUUGCGGUCGGAGGAACUAGAGGGGGGGGACGAAGUGGACGUCCUUGACGGCGCGCAAAUCUGGGUCCAGCAACAGUUUGACGCGCCGGAAGAGAGGGCGGAAGCGUUCCGGCGGCUGGCUCCGUUCGUCCGGUUUGGGUGCAUCAAGGGGGAGGUGUUAGAACGGCUGUUCGACAGCCCCGAGAUGCAGUCGCCCGAAGUGCAAAAGCUACUCCAGAAAGCGUUGGUGUAUCAAGCCUACUCGGACCCGAAGAAGCUGACGUCCAUCUCAGAGUUCUCUCGGGUGAGGGAGGGGUUCAGAAAAGACACCAUCGAACUUUUUUUCAACUUCGUCCUAGGUGAACGGGGCUUCAAGGUAUUGUCCCCGUGGACAGAAUGGAAUGGCAGGAAAUGGAGCCUGGCGAUCGAAAAGGUCCAAACUCGGGUCCCUCCAACGCUGGGCAUCAACCUGGUUCGCGGACCAAAAUCAGGUUCCCAAUCAAACGAGGCCGAUAUCAUCCAGACUCAGUUCUUUGCGAAAAGUUGGCCGAGCGGGUACUGGUCGUUGCUCAAAAGUGGGGUCUGGACAUAUGCCAAGGAGGAAACAGAGGGAAAGGGGAGCUGCAACAUAUUCAAGAAGUCGUGGCAGGAGCUGAAGGCGUCCGAGUUUGUAGGGUGCACUAACGAAAUCAUCUUUCGAGUCGUGGCGAAACGGCUAAUCGAAGACUCGGACUCGGAGUAAGCUUCACAGGGUUUGGUCUCAGUCUGUACAGAUUCAUACUCAUUACCUAAGUCCAAGAUGCCCCAGCUGUCUGGUUGCUCAAAACAGACUUCAGGUUACUUAUGUUCAUCAUUGCAUGCGCAGUUCCGCGCCCGCUCGAACAUCCGACAAGCCGGUUAGUAUUCUGGCUCGUACGUUAUACAAUCACUGCUGGGAAAUUAUCUGCACACUCAC
Klebsormidium nitens is the source of this 2370-nucleotide messenger RNA. NCBI's taxonomy places the organism in Eukaryota, Viridiplantae, Streptophyta, Klebsormidiophyceae, Klebsormidiales, Klebsormidiaceae. The record is from the annotation of a GenBank genome assembly.